GCGGAGGUGGAGGUGGAAGAGGGGGUUUCGGUGACAGAGGACGAGGAGGUCCUAGGGGUGGCCGAGGAGCUCCGCGUGGCUCCAGCAGAGGCGGCGCACGUGGCGGACGCGGCAGAGGUGGUAUGGGCGCAAAGGGCGGCCAGAGAGUGGUCAUUGAACCCCACAGACAUCCAGGCGUUUUCGUAGCGCGCGGCAAGGAAGAUCUUCUGGUAACGAAGAACCUCACUCCAGGUGAAGCAGUCUAUGGCGAGAAGCGCAUCAGCGUCGAGACACCAACAGCAGUCUCUGGCGACGGUGCAGUCAACGGCGAUACCGCACCGGUCGCCACCAAGACCGAGUACCGUGUCUGGAAUCCCUUCCGCUCCAAGCUCGCAGCCGGCAUCCUCGGUGGUCUUGAAGACAUUCACAUGAAACCCGGCAGCAAAGUCCUAUACCUAGGUGCUGCGUCUGGAACCUCGGUAUCGCAUGUUGCGGACAUUGUCGGACCUACAGGUACUGUCUUUGCCGUGGAGUUCUCGCACCGCUCUGGACGAGACCUCAUCAACAUGGCUACGCAUCGCACCAACGUCAUACCCAUCAUCGAAGACGCACGGCACCCGCUCAAGUACCGCAUGCUCGUCAGCAUGGUCGACUGCAUCUUCGCUGACGUCGCACAGCCGGAUCAGGCGCGCAUUGUGGGGCUUAAUGCGCAUCAGUUUCUCAAAGUCGGUGGUGGCGUGGUUGUGUCGAUCAAGGCAAACUGCAUUGACUCGACUGCCGCCCCCGAAGCUGUGUUUGCAAGAGAAGUGGUCAAGCUACGCGAGGAGAGGAUCAAGCCGAAAGAGCAGUUGACGCUAGAGCCAUUUGAGAGAGACCAUGCUAUGGUUGUGGGUGUGUAUCAGCGCAGCAGCUCAUGAAGUCAUGGUUUGGCGGUUGCAGAUGUAUGAUGUAGCACGAGGCGUUGUUGGCGCAAGGGCGUCCGGCAGAGGAUCCUUUCCUAACU
This is a messenger RNA of Baudoinia panamericana UAMH 10762, 982 nucleotides long. RefSeq lists its product as uncharacterized. Gene Ontology annotation, biological process: box C/D sno(s)RNA 3'-end processing; rRNA methylation. The record is from RefSeq and is a predicted model, not a curated record. Gene Ontology annotation, molecular function: histone H2AQ104 methyltransferase activity; rRNA methyltransferase activity; RNA binding. Bases 123 to 896 code for a protein of 257 amino acids. Gene Ontology annotation, cellular component: nucleolus; small-subunit processome; box C/D methylation guide snoRNP complex. Lineage: Eukaryota; Fungi; Ascomycota; Dothideomycetes; Mycosphaerellales; Teratosphaeriaceae. The transcript has 3 exons.